GUGCCCUCCUGCCAAACCUUCACUCACUGCUGCAGUCUCUCAUACAAACACACUGGAAUUUUAAUUCACACAGAUGGAAAGAAAGGAGUAAAGAACGGGAUUAUAAUAGUUCUUCACACAGAGACAAGGUGCAGCAUGAUUUCUGAGUGAUAUGAGUGGACUCAUUAUGGAUCUCAGCAACGAAGUGGAUUUUACCAAUAACAACAUAACACCUCUCUGGAAAAGGCGAAGCGACAAUGACAAGAAGUCCAAACCCAGACCUCUCAGUUACCAGAUCGACGGUGUCCUCACGACAGACUUUCCUGUGGAUGACAGAUGCGACUUCACCCUCACCCAACCUGAUGAAAAGAUCAGCAUCACUUCAUCAAACACAGCAGUGCUCAAACACACUCUGAACAAACCUACUAAAAAGACUAGGGUGGUCCGGAGCAUCAGCAUUGGCUAUUCUAACGGACGCUUCUCGCUGUCGAAGUUUACCAAGUCAGAUGACUCAGAUCCUACUAGCCCCCCUAAAACGCCAACUUCGGCCACCAAGAACGGGAAUGGCCUUAGUGUGUGGCACGAUAAGAAUAUAAGGGGGCCCCUCAAGCGUCUUUCCAAUCAGUUCACACUCAUCUCUCAAAAGGAUCAGAUUAUUUUCGGGGAUACGCCUUUGCCAUCACUUUCACCAAAAAGUGUAUCACCCCAGAACUCUCCAUGUCAGCUUUCGCUUCAAUCCCAGGAUGUCUGUGGGUCGCCUAUCAGCCCCUCCAGCUCCCCGUCCCACAGUUCCACGUCCAGCAUCCCUUCCCUCUCCUCCAGCCUCAGCAUCCCCUCAGAUCCCCCUACACCCCGGACCCCAUCUCCCUCUGAGAGGUCGGAGGGAGUCCUCUUGCAGCGGCAGAGUUCAGGGUCAUCACAGGGCUCCGAGGUCAAGCACCCCUCCUCCCCAGUCAUACUGAGCACCCACAGUCCCACGGCACAAAAGAUGGGCACCCAGCAGAUCAUCCCCAGGGCUUUGGCUUCUGACACACACUUUAGCAAGCCGUCUCAGAACCGCCAAGAGCGCAUUGGACUGCUAGGGGUUCUGGACACUGGUAAACGUGGUUUUCGACCCCGAAGCAUGAUUGAGACAGGGUCUUCUUUUUCCACCAGCAAGGACGAUGAGCUGGAGGGAGAGGAGAACCCAGGGUCACUUACAAGAGGCCUGCGUUCCAAAUCAUAUCGCCGGGCAGUGGUCAGCGGGGUAGAUAUGGAUGUGCCGUCUUCAGACCCUAAAGCCAAUCGGCUGUCCCAGCCUGCACUUAAAGGAGUUUCAGAAGACAAGGAGAUACCGGCUAGCCCGAGUCCGACCAAGAGCAAGAAUGCAGAAAGGAAGAAAGGCCUGACGAGCCAGCGGACUUUUGACAGUGAGGAGGAAGGAGUUUUGUACCAAAACUACCAAGAAAAAGCCCUGCACAAUGAUUCUGAUGAGGAUGCAGAGUCCAAAGAACCCAAGCCAGACAAGGGUAUUGUGGUCCAGUUCAAACCCAUCCGGACCUCCUGGAGUCAACUCAGCGUGGUUAAAAAAAGUGGAAUAUGUGAGACGUUAAGUCAAGAAGAUAGAAAGAGACAAGAGGCCAUAUUUGAGGUCAUCUCAUCAGAGCACAGUUACUUUCACAGUCUGGAGAUCCUCAUCCGUCUCCUCAAGAACUCAAAUGAGCUUAGCGAGACCAUUAACAAAACAGACCAUCACCAUCUCUUCUCCAACAUUGCAGACGUCUGCGAGGCCAGCAAAAAGUUCUUCAAGGAACUUGAGGAUCGGCACCAGCAGAAUAUUUUAAUCGAUGACAUAAGCGACAUUGUGAUAAGACAUGCCGAAACAAACUUUGAGCCCUACGUGACAUACUGCUCCAAUGAAGUGUACCAGCAGAGAACAUUACAGAAACUUUUAAAUAAAAGUCCAUCCUUUAAGGAGUUGCUGACACGGAUCGAGGCCCACACAGACUGCCGGAACCUUCCCAUGAUCUCCUUCCUCAUCCUUCCCAUGCAGAGAGUCACCCGCCUCCCUCUGCUGAUGGACACCAUAUGCCAGAAGACACCCAAAGAGUCGCCGCAUUACGAGGCCUGUAAGAAAGCCCUGCAUGUUGUCAGCAAGCUUGUGAGGAAAUGUAAUGAGGGCGCUCGUACCAUGGAGAGAACCGAAAUGAUGUACACCAUCAAUUCCCAGCUGGAGUUUAAAAUUAAGCCGUUCCCACUGGUGUCGUCCUCCCGCUGGAUGGUGAAGCGCAGUGAGCUAACAGCCUUCGUAGAGGAAAAUGGGAUCUUUUCCAAGAGGAUGUCUCGCCAGCAGGUCUAUUUCUUCCUCUUCAACGAUGUCCUCAUUGUCACAAAGAAGAAAAGUGAGGAGAGUUAUACAGUUAUAGACUACGCACUAAGGGAUCAAAUCAGGGUGGAGUCAUGUCAUCCAGAAGAACUGAAUCUUUCUCCUGUACGUGCCACGACGGGAAUGUUAACGUCACGACAGAAUGUGGCCAGUCACCUGUUUAAAAUACGAUUCCGCAGCAACCACUCCGGAGACGACGUGAGCAUGAUCUUGGGGGCGGAGCUACUUAAUGAGAGGGCCAGGUGGAUCAGUGCCCUGGGACAGACCAACAGUGACACUAAGAAUGCAGACAGAACAAGGACUAUGAUGUCAUCAAGUGUGAUGUCAUCCUCUCUGUUAGAUGCCAAGCAGGUGGAGGUGACAAGGACAUACACAGCGAGGCAGCCGGACGAGCUCUCUCUGCAGGUGGCUGAUGUUGUGCUGGUCUCCCAGACAGUUGACGGAUGGUAUGAAGGGGAGCGUCUGCGGGAUGGCGAGAGGGGCUGGUUUCUUUCCGAGUGUGCCGAGCACAUCACCUGCCAGGCGACCAUUGAGAAGAACAUGCAGAGGAUGGACCGUCUGCAGGGCCUCGAGACCAAUGUCUGAGUCUGUUUUACCUCCUAACCCUUCACAAUGCUUAUGAAGACGACUGUGGAUGGAGUCUAAACACUACAGAACCAAAAACACUAUAGUCGCUUAACACAAUAAUCACCAUAUGAAAUGAUGCUUUUAUAUAAAUCUGGUGAUUAUUGACUGAGCUCAGAACUCAUUUGAAAUACGACGGAUAUAAAAAAGGAUAAUUUUCUCUGCAAUAAUGUGCCAUUUUUUUAAUAAUCCAAAGUGACACGAAUUCAUUUUAAUAUUUUAAUUCAGAGCACUCGUGCAUGAUAUGUGAACGUAACUUGUAUAGUUUAAAGUGAAGUUUUUUAGGCAAACAAAAAUGUUAAGAAUGUUCACACUUUGUAUUGACACUCAGGGAACGUAAAGAGAUGUUACGGCGUUGUAAAUCAUACCAAAUGUAAAUAUGUAUCUGCUUACC
Triplophysa dalaica is the source of this 3362-nucleotide messenger RNA. RefSeq names its product rho guanine nucleotide exchange factor 26-like. Lineage: Eukaryota; Metazoa; Chordata; Actinopteri; Cypriniformes; Nemacheilidae. The transcript has 15 exons. The coding region runs from base 152 to 2929 and encodes 925 amino acids. Gene Ontology annotation, molecular function: guanyl-nucleotide exchange factor activity; protein binding. Gene Ontology annotation, biological process: activation of GTPase activity. The record is from RefSeq and is a predicted model, not a curated record.